Eucalyptus grandis is the source of this 4231-nucleotide messenger RNA. Its product is annotated as protein FAR1-RELATED SEQUENCE 6. Gene Ontology annotation, molecular function: zinc ion binding. The record is from RefSeq and is a predicted model, not a curated record. NCBI's taxonomy places the organism in Eukaryota, Viridiplantae, Streptophyta, Magnoliopsida, Myrtales, Myrtaceae. Gene Ontology annotation, biological process: regulation of DNA-templated transcription. Bases 519 to 2555 code for a protein of 678 amino acids. The transcript has 5 exons.
AUGAACUCUGUUGCACUUUCUUCUCAUUCCUUUCCUCUUCAGAACGUAGCGCGACACCGGCCGGCGAAAAUUUGAGCGGGUCGGGCGGCAGCGGCGCCGUCGACGACCGGAAGCCGCCGGCGGCCUUCGAAUCAAUCCCGACCCACCGUAGUUCCGACCACCGCGAAGCUGCCCAUCUCUCUCCCUCUCCGUUGCCCGGCUUCUCGAAACCCUAGAAACCCUUUCGGAUCCCGGAAUCCGGGGACCCGAUCGACCCCGUCGGAGAGCCGGCCGGAAGCCGAACCGGCACCGGCACGGUCGCUUCCGAUCGAACGUCGCCGGAUGAAUCGGGAGGGGGCGGGCGGUUGAGCUGACGGCGAUUUACCGCGGCGUCCGGCGGAGCCUCCAGUUCACCUGCGACGUCGGCCCUCCGGCCGUAGCUCGGGCGCGGCGCCGACUCGAGUGCUGCACUCGCGCUCAAUCUCUCUUCUGGUGACCUUGCCUUUGCCUUUGAGCUUGUAUGCAAAUGUCUCUCCAUUAUGUUUGAGAUGGAAGAAGUUCAUCUAAAUAGUGAGCCUCUCUUUGAUGAUGGCAAUGAAUAUGAGUUUGAGGAAGACACAAAUGAUAUGGAUAGCGGAGGUGAAGUUAGCAAUGCACAACCAAUGAAAGGACAUGCACCACCUACUGUGGGGUUGGAGUUUGAUUCUUUUGAUCAAGCUUAUGAUUUCUAUAAUAUGUAUGGAAAGGAACAGGGUUUCGGAAUCAGAGUAAGCAAUUCUUGGUUUAGAUCAAAGAGGAAAGAGCGUUAUAGAGCAAAACUAAGCUGCAGUAGUGCAGGCUUCAAGAAAAAAAGUGAAGCCAACAACCCUAGGCCUGAAACAAGGACUGGAUGUCCUGCAAUGAUAGUGAUUAGACUUGUGGACUCUAAUAGGUGGAGCAUAGUUGAAGUCCAGCUUGAGCACAACCAUAGGGUUAGUCCAGAAAUCAAGCGCUUCUACAAGUCACAUAAAAAGAUGAUUAUUGCUGCCAAAAAGACACAACCACCGUCAAAGCCUGUGAUGCACAUGCAUGUCAUAAAGUUGUAUCAGCCAGCUGCAAUCAAUUCUGGAAGUAAUGGCUACUUGAGUAUCAGUAGGGGCGAUGGAAUUGAUUCCAUUGAUCAUGCCAAAUAUUUGGAGCUUAAAGAGGGAGAUGCCCAUGCGUUAUAUAACUAUUUUUGUCGCAUGAAGCUGACCAAUCCGAAUUUCUUUUAUUUGAUGGAUGUUGAUGAUGAUGGGCGUUUGAGAAAUGUGUUUUGGGCUGAUGCCAGGUCUAGGGCUGACUAUGCUUACUUUUCAGACACGGUUGCUGUUGAUUCCAUGUGCUUGGCAAACAAAUUUGAGAUUCCCUUGAUAUCCUUCAUUGGCAUCAAUCAUCAUGGACAGUCGGUUUUGUUGGGUUGUGGCUUCAUUGGACAUGAAUCAGUUGAGCACUUUGUUUGGAUAUUUCGGGCAUGGUUGAAGUGCAUGUUGGAUCACCCUCCACAAGUUAUAUUUACAGACCAGUCCAAAGCCUUCCAAACUGCAAUUUCUGAGGUAUUCCCAAAAGCUCAUCAUUGCUUUUGUGCAUGGUAUAUUAUGCAGAGACUCCAUGAAAAACUGGGAGGAUUGAAGGGAUAUGAAGUAAUUAAAAGACAACUGAAUAGGUCGGUCUUUAAUUCUUUGAAAUUGGCUGAAUUUGAAACAUCUUGGGCUGAUAUGAUCCAUAGACAUGGACUUCAGGACAAUAAAUGGCUCCACUCACUAUACGAGGAUAGGCAAAUGUGGGUUCCUGUUUACUUGAAGGAUACAUUCUUCGCAGGGAUGAUUCUUAUUCAAGAAAGUGAAAGCAAGAGUGCCUUUUUUGAUGGUUAUGUACAUAAACAUACGUGUUUCAAAGAAUUUGUUGAUAAAUAUGAUCUAGUUUUGCAUAGGAAGCACUUGAAAGAAGCCAUGUCAGAGUUGGAGUCCAGAAAUUUGAACUGUGAGCUGAAAACAAGAUGCAACUUUGAGGUGCAGCUCGCCAGGGUGUAUACAAAAGAAAUUUUCAAGAGAUUCCAGUCUGAGGUCGAGGGGAUGUACUCUUGCUUCAACACAAGGCAGAUAAAUGUCAAUGGCACAAUCAUAACAUACAUAGUGAAAGAACGAGUGGUAACUGGAAAAGAAAAGGAGGUUAGAAAUUACGAGGUCUUGUAUGAGACAUCUCAAGUGGAUAUUCGAUGCAUAUGCAGCUUGUUCAAUUACAAAGGUUAUCUUUGUCGCCACGCAUUGAAUGUUCUCAACUAUAAUGGUGUGGAGGAAAUUCCGAGGCAAUAUAUUCUUUCACGUUGGAGCAAGGAUUGCAAGAGACAACCACUUGAGAUACCUCGUGGUUCCAAUGAUGUUGAUGUGCAUAACCCAGCUUGGUGGCAUAACAAUCUGUAUAGACGUGCCAUUCCAAUUGUGGAGCAAGGCGCUCGAUCCAAAGACCACUAUAAGAUUACUUUGCACGAGUUGGAGGAGUUGUUGAAUAAACUUGAUCUUGUUGAGGACAACUUAAGUGCACCAGAAAAUGUUUGAGUUUCCUCCUCAAUGUGUUAGUCAGAUAUAGAAGAAGAGAAAAAAUUAGAUAAGUCGUAACCUUGCUGACCUUGUAUGUGUUCUGAUCUACUUCCAGCAUCUCCUCCAUGAUCAAUGCACGUACAAACAAAAUAUGGGGCUUAGACAAGAGGAUUAUCAGCGGUGAAGGAGUGGCUAAUGAGCAAUUGAGAACUGAACAAGAUAAGUUGACUUCAGUUCUUGUACUUGCUGAGACAUUGAAACAGGCCCCCACAUGAAUGAAUUUGUGAAGGCUCUGUAUGCUCUGCCUUUCAAGUGAUAUCCCAACGAAUCUUACCAAGGAAGGAUGCUGAAGAGACUGAUCAAUGGUGCUGCCAGCACUUCAGCUAGUAGUCAUGAAGUGGAAUUGGAUAUAGAAUAUUUUAUUUUAUUGGUCUCUGAGGAGCAAGAGUUUACAAGACCAGUUCUCAGUAUGCCAAGGGAAUUUAACGAAAUUGCAAAGGUCGAUUGAGCAGUGGCUAUUCACCAGUUAUGUGCCAGUGAAGUGAGGAAUGUUGAGAUCUCCAAUACGGUUAGAUAAAAGCUACGUAGCCCAGUAACUGAGUGAAUCUAGGCAACCAACAACCAUCUUUAAGUCUGAGAAGAAGGCUGAGAUGGAUAGAGGUUUGCGCGACAAAAGAAAUAAUUAUCUGAACAAAUUGUGGAAAUAUCAGCUUGAGUGGAUUUACAGGGGAGCAAAUUAUACAGCUCACCUCUGAGAAAGAAGGCUCCUCAAUAUCGUCUUCAUGGUGCUGAGGCACAACUGAAGACUUGUGAACUUGACGAGUUGAAAGAAAGUAGUAAAGGAAAAAGAAUGCUCUUGUGGAAAGGAAGCAGAGUGAUGAAUCUGGGAGGAAAAAUAAUCGAUGAAGAGAUGAAGCGGUUUGUAACAGAGAACGUAGUCAGAGAAGACGCGGCAGUAACUCGAAGAUCAGAUUGGAAGACUGAUCCGAACAGGGGACAAACGGAAGGAGAAGAGGGAGGAGGAGGAUGGAAGCAGAAUUGCUGGCCUGCUAGGUCUUUUCCCAUCACAUGGUCAUGCAUAUGCAGUAGUAUCCAUUUGGGUUAUCCUGCUUAUCUUUUGGUGCUCAAGAAAUUUCAAAAUCUGGUUUCGCCUGAGUUGGUUCUUCCUCUUCGCAGCAAAUGAAUCCGCACCCUUGAGACUUCACUCAAAGAAGAAAUGUCUAUGCACCCUCCGGAUGGUGCUGUUGCAAGGCGCUUUCGAUGACGGGGAUGGAGACAGUUUCGAGUGAUCAUGAAUCCAUGCCAUUCAACAGCUCUAGGGCAUUCCACUUGAAAGUCCUAUCACGAGUUACCACGCACUUCCACGGCGCGAUCAUCGCUUUUAUCCGACCACGUCCAUUCCGAUGGUGCCGGGACUUGCCCAAGUAGCAGGCUUAUCAAUGGCGCCACGGUUCCCUGGUUCGGUCACAAUCCACAAGCGAGCCAUUUGAGUGAUGCCGGGGAUGCCGGCAAGACACGAGUUCGCCGUAUUUACCCAGCGCACGAGAAACUAAACGAGCAGGAACGUUUUUCCUCAUUUUAACUGAAAAGUAUUUUGUAAUGGCGAUUGCAUGGAGACAUUUGGUAAUGAAACUGUAAUGACAUAAACACGAUAACCCGAACAAGUCGUCAGCCCUAGUUGAAUACGUCUUUUC